Messenger RNA from Truncatella angustata, 714 nucleotides. RefSeq lists its product as uncharacterized. The record is from RefSeq and is a predicted model, not a curated record. The transcript has a single exon. NCBI's taxonomy places the organism in Eukaryota, Fungi, Ascomycota, Sordariomycetes, Amphisphaeriales, Sporocadaceae. The annotation marks the transcript as partial.
AUGGAGCUAGUCGGCGUCAUCCGCUGUCCUCUCAAUUGUCUAGUGCCGUAUGGGGAGGGCAGACAAAUAGACGACCGCAUUGUCGAUCGUCUUGUUCGACGAUUCCGUAAAGCUAACUGCAACUCAAAUGGCGAAAAUCAUCAAGUGCACGGAAUUAUCACGUACGAAGAUCUGGCCAGCAUACUUAAUGCGCUACAAACCACGAAAGAGAGCCUAUACGAAACGUUGGAGCGAAACGCGUAUCCUUUAUUGUCGAACCGCACAAUUGCCUAUUUUAGAGGUCGCCAUCGUAUCGCAGCGGCAACCGCACUGAGCCAGAACGCUGUUUGGGCUGUACGACUCUAUUGUGCAAAGGCGAAUUGGGUCUCCUUCCCUGCGAUCUUAUCGUUCGAAAGUCCUCGGCAUGAAAGUCACGUUCAGGAUGCAGUAGAAUUUUCUGCCUGUGAAAGUGCAUACUCCGAUGGAGAGAUUUAUCGGUUGGUUCGGAAAUAUACAAAAGCGAAUGACACAUCUAGGCUUGCUGAGGUCAGGAGCCGGCUUACGCCAUGUAAGGAAGUGAGUCUCAACGGGCUUCUGCAACGCAGCUCCCUAGUCACAGCUCUAGACGCUUUGCUGGAAUUCCCCGGCAUGCUAGGAGGACUUCAACUGGGCAACAUCCACAAACAUCUUGCUCUGCAUGCAGACUCACACAUCAAGUGGAAUUUUGAGCACAUC